CAGCCCCGCCUCCUGGCCCGGAAGUGCGCACGCGCAGCGACAAGAUGGAGGCUGCGGCCGAGCCGCUGCGGUCUGUCCGCCACCUGUCCCGCGUGCUGCUUUUCCUGUCCCAGUGCUACAUUCUGUCGGGCGAUGGAUCCUUAAACUUAGAGCAUUCGCAGCCGCUGGCUCGGGCAAUAAAGGAUCCGGGCCCAACACGUACAUUCUCUGUAGUUCCCAGGGCAGCAGAGAAUCAGCUGUUCUCUCACCUCACAGAAAGUACUGAAAUCCCUCCUUACAUGAUGAAGUGUCCAAGCAAUGGUUUGUGUAGCAGACUUCCUGCAGACUGCAUAGAAUGUGCAACCAAUGUCUCCUGCACUUACGGGAAGCCUGUCACGUUUGACUGCACAGUGAAACCCUCUGUUACCUGUGUCGAUCAAGACCUCAAACCCCAGAGGAACUUCGUCAUCAACAUGACUUGCAGGUUUUGCUGGCAGCUUCCUGAAACAGACUAUGAGUGUUCAAAUUCCACCACCUGCAUGACCGUGGCUUGCCCUCGGCAGCGCUAUUUCGCCAACUGCACUGUGCGUGACCACAUUCAUUGCCUGGGCAACCGGACUUUCCCUAAGCUGCUGUACUGCAACUGGACAGGCGGCUACAAGUGGUCAACAGCCCUGGCUCUCAGCAUCACCCUUGGGGGAUUUGGAGCCGAUCGCUUCUACCUGGGCCAGUGGCGCGAAGGCCUCGGCAAGCUCUUCAGCUUUGGCGGCCUGGGAAUAUGGACCCUAAUCGAUGUUUUGCUGAUUGGAGUUGGCUAUGUGGGACCAGCGGAUGGCUCUUUGUACAUUUAACAGUGGUUAUGUGCUUCAGAGAGAGUGUAGAGUCCUGUGUGUGGAGAUGGAUGCGGUGUGAGAGGGGUAUUUAUGUUUUUAAUGUACAGCAUCUGUACUUGGCUUGCCUUGAUGAAGGUAAAAUAAAGAAAUCGAACACUGAACCACGACAA
Mus caroli (Ryukyu mouse) is the source of this 982-nucleotide messenger RNA. It is a transcript of the gene Tm2d3, whose product is annotated as TM2 domain containing 3. NCBI's taxonomy places the organism in Eukaryota, Metazoa, Chordata, Mammalia, Rodentia, Muridae. The record is from RefSeq and is a predicted model, not a curated record.